Molecule: messenger RNA, 468 nt
Organism: Diaporthe citri
Lineage: Eukaryota; Fungi; Ascomycota; Sordariomycetes; Diaporthales; Diaporthaceae
Exons: 2
Coding region: 1-468 (155 amino acids)
Source: RefSeq, a predicted model, not a curated record
AUGUUUUCCAAGAGCGGGACCUUUCUUGUGGCCAUUCUGCUGGCUUACUCUGCUUCUGCUGCACCUCUAAGCGCUGCACAGCCCCAUGGUGUGCAACCAAUCAUCGACGCCAUCAAAGCCCAGCUGAACGCUCAGAACGUUUCUGACAGCGACGUCGUCGUCGACAAGACCGAGGCACACCACAAGGAUGGUGGCUUCCUGAGCGAUGAGACCAUCUCCGACCUCAACGAGGAGAUUAAGUUCAUGACUUCUGAAGGGGGUAUGAGCAGCGACGAAAUUGCCGAGGAACUCGUCGACGACCUCAGAUCUGUGGACGCUAUUCAGAAGCGUGACCAGUUGGGCAUCGCCAAGGAUACUCUGGUCAUCGAACCCGACAUCGUCAAGCGGGUAAUGGCUCGGAAGGUCGAAGCCCGCACUCCUUGCCCGCCUUUUGCCACACACGGCACCGGUUCUUGCUGUCCUAGCUAG